AUGGGUGAUUUAAAAAUAUCAACUCUUAACCUCACUAAAAGGUACAGCAAUUCUUUUUAACUGUUUCUGAUGGUGCAUAGUCAUCGGGUCUUCAGAGGGUUUUUCAUCAUGCUGUUAUUGUUUCAUAUGAUUUUGUUGCUUGUGCCAUGGAUUGAGAUCAAAAUACCAGCAUGGCCAAUAUUAAAAAUAAUAUUUGCAAUAGGUGCUUCUUUGUGGCCAUUUCCAACCUUUGACAUGUUGUCUGAAGAAAACUUAUACUUGAGACAAAUAUUAAUGAAAACAUUAGAGAUUUCAGUGAUAAUGUUAUAUGCUAUAGAUUUAUUGCCAAAAAUUUUUAUUUGGAGAUAAAAUGUGCUUUGGAAAUUUGUCAAUAUUGUCAUUUUAUCAUAAAUGAUGUUUUUAUUGCCUGUGUCAAUAAUUGCAUAUGAUAAAGUUGCACUGCCAACCGACACCAUGAAAUUACGUAUAUUUUCUAUUAGCUUUUGUUUUGUGAUUGUUUGUGAAAUUCUAAGUAUAAGAGAAUAAAAAUCAUUGAGAUUCUUACAAAUAACACAAAGGUAAUAAGAGAAGCAAAGAUAAAUAAAAUAAAAAAUCCAGGAAUUUAGUUGGUGCGAGAUAGUGAAACAUGAUUCUCCGAAUGAUUGUUGGGUCGUCAUUAAAGAUAAAAUCUAUGAUGUUACUUAAUUUUUAUAGUAUCACCCAGGCGGUAAUAUGAUUCUUGAUGGAGCAGGUGGAGACUGCACUGCCCUUUGGUAUUCUUAUCAUCCGAGUUAUUUGACAAAAUAAGAGCCCCCUUAACAGUAUAUGAUCGGGAAGGUCAGAGAUUAUUAGUAAUAUUAUUCAUACGACGAUGAUUUCUAUUAAAACAUAAAGGAAGAAGUUGAACAAAAGAUUCCAAGAUAGAACUGGCAAAAUCAUUGGGUUCUUUUUUUGAAAGGAUUCCUCUGUUUGACUGGAUAUUUAGCAUGUUUGUACUAUUAUGUAAAUUAUUGCACUUUAUUGUCUGCGAUAUUAUUAGGAUUCUUCGCUGCAUAAGCUGAUGUUAAUAUUAUGCAUGAUGGAAAUCAUUAUGCCUUCUCGUCGAAUAAAACAUUAUCAUUUCUAGCUGGUUAUGUUUUGGAUCUCACCUUUUCUACAAGUGUGGUGUACAGAAGAUCUCACAAUUUCGGACAUCAUAGUUGUGUGAACCAUUUAGAACUGGAUAGGGCAUUUGAUACUACAUUCCCAUAUAUAAGAUUGCAUCCUCUUCAGCAAAGAUUCUGGUAUCAUAAAUAUUAGCAUUUGUACAUUUGGAUUAUUUAUACAUUUGUUAAUUUCACUGAUGUAAUGGGAACUUUUGAUGAAAUGCAAUGGUUCAGCAAUUAUCCCUGCAGAAGAGGGUAUGUAUCUAAAUUGUAAGUAUUCUUGUAAAUAAUCGUCAAACUCUUAUGGAUUUCAAUUACAUUAAUUUAUCCUUCGAUCAAAUUCUCUUACAAGGUUGCCUUCGGAAUGUGGUUUGUGUACAAUGCAGUACACAGUUAUAAUUACGCUUUGUUCUUUUCAGUCAAUCAUUGGACUCUGGAGGCUGGUGUGGUGGAUAACCAAAACAUCAACUAAACAAAUUGGGGUAAAUUGUAAAUCUAAAAUUCUUCUAAUUUUGCUCUUGAUUCUUUUAUUUGGACUCACCUAUCUGGCGGACUUAAUUAUUAAAUUGAGCAUCACCUAUUUCCAUAGUUUGCACACACUAGACUCAAGGAAAUAAAGAGCACUAUUUAAGUGAAAGCUAAAUAAGCCAAGAUAAAGUAAGAAAUAGAUAAAUUUUAUUCUAGUUAUUUUGAGUUCCCAUCAUUUUUAGAUGCCUUAAUUAGUCACUAUAAAUUGUUAAAAAUUUUAGGAUCAAAAGAUAAAAUUUGA
Molecule: messenger RNA, 1893 nt
Organism: Paramecium tetraurelia
Lineage: Eukaryota; Ciliophora; Oligohymenophorea; Peniculida; Parameciidae
Exons: 4
Biological process (GO): lipid metabolic process
Cellular component (GO): membrane
Molecular function (GO): heme binding; oxidoreductase activity, acting on paired donors, with oxidation of a pair of donors resulting in the reduction of molecular oxygen to two molecules of water
Source: RefSeq, a predicted model, not a curated record